GAGACCACCAUGCCUGGCGCUCGUGCCGCGGCCGUCCUGGCGCUCGUGCUCCUGCCGACGCUGGCCGCCGCCGCCAUCGAUUUCCGUCGUGAGGCCCCGCCGCCCGGUCACACGUGCGGCGCGCAGGGCACGUACGCUCCCGGCAGCGCCUACGAGACCAACCUGCGGCGUCUCGGCGCCAUCCUUCUCUCCCAGGCAAACGCGUCCUCCUGCAAGUGCUCUCCCGGCAACAACGCCGGCGAGCGUCCCGACAGGGUCAUUGCGUCGGCCUACUGCUACUGGCCCCCCGACGGGAGCUCGCCGGACUGCGGGGCCUGCAUCACGCAGGCUUUCCGGGAGGCGGAACGGCUGUGCCCGUACCACCGGCAGGCCAUGGUCGUGGUCGACGGCGGCGCGUGCAGCGUCUGCUUUCACGACGAACAGCGCAUGGAGGAGGGCAUGGGCGUCGGCCUCACCGGGCAAUUUGCACUGGAGCCAAAUGCAUCAUAUCUUGAGUUUCUAUGUCUGAAGCUGAGGUCUCUGUUAGAGAAGCAACUCUUGGAAUCACAUAACAAGAGUGAACAUUCGACCCAAACUCAAGUUUGGAAGUCACCACAACAAGCCGCUAUGUGAAGGAUUAUGUCUAUGACAGGCCAUGAAUCUCUUCAGAAGAACAGCCAUGAAACCUUCUUUGCGACAAGGAUAUAUGCUAACCGAGUCUUUGAAUUUCCAUUGAUCAAGAUGAAAAGAGAGCCUACCUCUGUUUUUUCUUCUUGUUUCAGUUAUGUAAUGUGUGGAUAGUGUUACUACUUUUUCUCUUUGCAUUUGCAGAAGAAAUGACGCGAAUGGCUUUGGUCCACUUAA
Molecule: messenger RNA, 843 nt
Organism: Triticum dicoccoides
Lineage: Eukaryota; Viridiplantae; Streptophyta; Magnoliopsida; Poales; Poaceae
Product: cysteine-rich receptor-like protein kinase 10
Exons: 2
Coding region: 10-612 (200 amino acids)
Source: RefSeq, a predicted model, not a curated record